Molecule: messenger RNA, 1335 nt
Organism: Debaryomyces fabryi
Lineage: Eukaryota; Fungi; Ascomycota; Pichiomycetes; Serinales; Debaryomycetaceae
Exons: 1
Coding region: 1-1335 (444 amino acids)
Biological process (GO): division septum assembly
Cellular component (GO): division septum
Source: RefSeq, a predicted model, not a curated record
AUGUCACCUCCCAAGACAGUUUCUCCUGUGAUAGCCAGUCUAAGAGCAUCAAGUACAAGCGUAGUUUGUGGGUGUCCAGGAGUUCCAAGAAGCAUACCUCGUAUUGAAACCGUCAUUGAGUUACGACCUUUUAAUGGCAUUCCUUUCCUGAUUCGAUCGGUAGGAGUAGAAUUGAGAACUACACAGAGGGUUGUUGUGCCGUCGACACUAGGAUCUAAUGAUACUAUCAGAGAAUAUAAAAUAUAUGAAAAUCCGUUUAUUUUUAGGCCCGCAGCAGGAGAAUUUUCAGAAAGAUUACUUGGAAUAGAUAUACCGGUGUUGAUUCCAUUACCGAAAGAUAUUAUUUCCAGCGGACAGUACCAGCAAUGGAACGCAAUUACAACCCAUAGUCUUGUGGUCAAAGUUUCGUGCGGUGAUACAUAUAACAAUGAGACGAAUUAUAGCGAAGCGUUCCCCAUUCCAAUCAAAUUGUACGACACGUUGCCAAUUUACAGACAGUUCAAUCAACCAAUAGCAGAAGUGAGGAGUUCAAACUGUAAGCAGGUGCUUGUGGAAUUGUCAUUACCAGUGUCGUCAAUAGGACCUAAAGAUGAUAUCAUUUUGCUAGUUAAAACUAUGACGGAUCCAUUGUGCAACAAAAUCAGUAAGAACUUGCGAUUAAAGUUCAUAACAUUCCAAAUAAAAGAGAUUUUGGAAUGCCAUGAGGGUGGGCUUCCAUUGAUGAAAGAGCAUAAGAUAUACACCGAAACAAAGAGUUUCUUGAAUGAAAAUUCCGUUUUAAACACUCAAGGUGUCUCCCACCAGUUUCGCUUGGAGUUUCCCUUUGAUAACGAGUAUUUGCAGAUGUAUUGCAAUAAAAACUAUAUUGACAACAACUUGAGUGAUAGCAAGCAUGUUAUAUCAACGUAUGCAAAUGAUAAGAAAAAUAGUAAAGUGGUUGAGGGAAUUCCACUUACGCAUACACAGGGUUUCACAACUCUAGGUCGGCUUUUUUCGAUACGAUACGAGGCGAUAAUUAAGGUGAAGCUAGUACAAGGCAAGGACAUGGAAAUCAAGCUACCAAUAACUGUCAGUCCUUUCAAUAGAGAAAGUAGCGAAUAUUUAUUAUCAUGGAUAAUAAAUCAGUGUGAAGGGGCUAGAAAUAAAUUUGGAAAAGACCUUGUAAAUAGAUUAGUAAAUGCAAGGUAUGAUGAAACUGAUACCGUACUUCAAAGGUUCAAUCCGCCUCCGAUAGUUUAUAAGUAUACAAAAUCGAACUGGGUAAGAUUAGGAUUUAAUGGUGAAGCAUUUGGGUCGAAUAAAUUGGGAAAGAAUUUGGUACAAUACAUUGACUAG